This is a messenger RNA of Aspergillus versicolor CBS 583.65, 1064 nucleotides long. RefSeq lists its product as uncharacterized. NCBI's taxonomy places the organism in Eukaryota, Fungi, Ascomycota, Eurotiomycetes, Eurotiales, Aspergillaceae. The coding region runs from base 5 to 1039 and encodes 344 amino acids. The transcript is spliced from 6 exons. The record is from RefSeq and is a predicted model, not a curated record.
AGCGAUGGCAGUCAGGUUCCCACCUAGCCAGCUGCAGGCGAGCACCAUAGCGGUCCUUGUGCUCGCCUGGACCUUCACUAUCUUGAGGUUCAGUGCCCGUCACCUACGCCGGGUCGGUCUCGGGGUCGAUGACUAUCUCCUCAUUGCCAGUCUGGCUGUGCUUUGUGCUUUAUCCGCAAUUGCGUUCGCCAUGAUCCAUUAUGGACUGGGCCGCGAUGCUACACCUGACCUUUCGGCGCAUCAAGCGUUGAUGGUGAAACAGCUACUGUACAUCUUUGAGAUUUUCUACGUGAUCAACCUGCUGCUCAUCAAGCUCUCCAUCCUGUUCAUGUACCGACGCAUCUUUACUGACAUGUCGCGGUUCUUCCGGGUGGGAGCUCGAAUAUGCGGCGGUGUUGUGGUGCUAUGGGCGAUUGCUUUUAUACCGGCGGCAACCUUCCAAUGCACCCCAGUGUCAAAGGCCUGGGAUUCUGACAAAGAAGGCCACUGCAUUAAUCUGCGAGUGGGAUUCUUCUGCGUAGCGCUACCAAAUAUCCUCACAGAUAUCGCCAUUCUCACGUUGCCAGUGCAGGUCUGCUGGCAGCUGGCCGGCAGUAUGCUGUACCGGUUGUCGAUCAGUGGCAUCUUCCUCCUGGGUGCUUUCGUAAUUGGCGUGAGCAUCUAUCGAUUCAAGCUUCUGUUCCUGUACUCGUCUGACAAUGUGUCUGGAACUAUCGCACCGGCGACAAUAUGGUCUGUGAUUGAAUGCGCGGUGGCCAUUAUCUGUGCUUGCUUGCCAACCCUAAUGCCUUUGGUGCGGCUGGUUUGGUCUCGUUGCCACCGGAUGCGUCAGUCGAGAAGGGAGUCUAGCAGUCAGCACCUUGUCCACAGCCCAGCUUCUGAUCCCCUAGAGCACCGCCAGGGUGGAGCCGCAGCGUUAAAUAGGAAAAAUGCAGUGGACUCUGGUGGCUCACUGGUGGGCAGGCCGGACAACGGGAAUAUGGCAGGGAGUGGCGCGGGACGACGGGGGAUGGUGUCCGUAGAGCAAGUCUUUGUGUAAUAUAAACAGACAAUAUAAGGCUGGC